AUGGCACAACAAGCUCCGAAUAAAGGGCCUUCGCAUCAGGGCUCAAUCUCAUCGGCAGGAGCAACAAAUGAUCUGACCCCGCUUAAUCAACACAACGAUCCCAUGCAGGAAAGCCGAACCUCUGGAGAUUGCGAUAGGGAUUAUUCGAGCUACAGAUAUUCCCUCACUGAGCGGCCUCGAACUGAUCACCACACGGUGGGAAUGAUUGGUGCUUUUUUGUUAUUAGACAAGAAGCGCAAUCUCAUGACUUUGGAUAGGCUGAGCAUUCUGGCCAAUAUAUCACGCUAUACCUACCACCUCGGCGUGGCCAAGCUUAUUGAGGAGCAUCCUGAUAUAAGCUUCACUGCAUGCUUCAUCGCAUUGACAUUUGCAAAUGGAGACCUCAGCCUGGUCACUAACAGGACUUUGAACAUCUUCACUCCUCGGCCAAAUGAGGUGUUUUGGCUGUCAUCAGGUAAUGAUUCUGUUUAUUCCCGCUGCAGUGAUGGGUACACUAUAAAUGCACUGCGCGGAAGAUCUGCCAGUAUUGAGAAUCCUUCCUUCAUCAUCAAUGCCGGUCUCAAGGUUCUAAAGGCGGUUAUAAAGCAAUUGUUCAUAUCCAACAAGCAACCCUUGGUCGAGCUUGUUGUGUCUCUUGCAGUCGGUCAUUUCGAUUCACCACGAACAUUUCACUGGACAAUUCAACAGCUACAUGAUUGGUAUUGCAGAGGCAGUGAUUGGCCCUCACACAUUGAGCUUGGUAAGAUUGGUGUGUCGUUGGAUAUGAAUGACGAGGGAUCCGACGAAGACUCUACCAAGGAUGAAAAAUUGCUACCCAAUCUCUUCGGCAUGCCUGACUCUGGCCACAUUACUUAUGAGCCUGAUCCAGCCGUGUAUGAAAUGGAGGCUAAUGAUGCUCUCAUCCCCGGUGAAUAG
Messenger RNA from Trichoderma atroviride IMI 206040, 915 nucleotides. RefSeq lists its product as uncharacterized. NCBI's taxonomy places the organism in Eukaryota, Fungi, Ascomycota, Sordariomycetes, Hypocreales, Hypocreaceae. The record is from RefSeq and is a predicted model, not a curated record.